GCUAGGUUGAUUAUAGUGUGCGUCAACUUAAGUUUCUCAUUCAAACUAAUAGCUACAACGUUCAGUUUUACACGAUAAGUGAACACUACUACCCUCUUAAAAAUUACAAUCAAUGAAAAAUGUACAGGCCUAGCUGCGUUAAAAAUAAUUCCCGGUUGACUCGGUAAGUCCAAGUCCAAAUAUAUGCUGGCUCCUGCAGUCAAUUGUUUACACAGUACGUUUUACACGUUCGUGUAUUUGCAGCGCGCUAAAUUUUGAUCAAAUGCGCUCCGCAUCCAAAAUGGCACCGUCGGCGGCAGAGUUCGCCAGUGCGUGGGGGCAGCCAACUUCUACACUGGAUUGGUGCGAAGAAAACUACUUGGCGAGUCCUUAUAUUGCAGAACUGUGGAACUCCUUGAGUAGUGUGGUUAUCAUUGGGAUUCCCAUCAUUUCCCUACUGUCCUUUUCACUCUGGAAUGUGGAAAAGAGAUUCUUUGUGGCAUGCUGGUGCUUCCUAGCCGUAGGCAUAAGCUCCUUGGCCUUCCAUAUGACUCUGCUGUAUGAAACACAGCUGAUGGACGAGUUGUCUAUGAUCUGGGGAGGGUGUGUGUUGGUGUAUUUAUUUUUCAGCCAUGACUCAAAGCCCAACAGCAACAGUCUUCCACUGGUGGCAUUUCUGCUGCUUUAUGCCCUGUGUGUCACACUUAUUUAUCUUCUAACAAAAGAGCCUGUUUUCCAUCAGGUUGCCUUUAGUCUACAAGUCAUUACUGUAAUGCUUAGAGGCAUCCAAAGGAAAUAUUCCUAUUCAGGGUCACUCAGGCUGCUGUUUUUUUCAUUGGUGCUAUAUUCCGUUGGAUUUGUGUUGUGGCUCACUGACACUGCAUUCUGCUUACACUUGAGGUCGAUCAGGGCUUUUCUACCCACCCCAGUCGGUGUGGUCCUACAGUUCCAUGCUUGGUGGCACACCCUAUCGUCCCUUGGGACCCACUGUCUGUUUGUUGCGUGCUGCCACUCUCGUUACAUGUUCCUGAAACGAAACCCCAGAAUCUGGAUGGUGGGAUGUCUUCCUCUCGUUGCACUGGAUGCAACAGAAAAUGGCCGCAUCCACUAAACCAAGUUGUCCAUGUACUCUCGAAAUCCAAUGGAUUUCCACUGCUGGCAUUUUCAACUUACCGGGUAUACCAGAAGGCCGUGGGUUAAUUCCCCCCUCCACCAAACUGGAGAUGGCAAAUGUGUAUAGCUUGUCCAAAGUACUUUUUACAGGCCUGGUUUUGUGUGUUGUUUGCCAUGUGGUAAAUGUGUGUGCCCUGAAAAUGGCCCAAGGUAUUUAAAGUUGGUACUUAUUAUGGGUAGAUAGAUAUGAGAGGGUAAGGCCAUGACUGAAAUGGGCUUCCCAAAGCUACGACCAGGUCUUUCGUCUGCACAUCUCCAAUGGGAGUGGAGACCUAGACUUAGCCCCUAGACAACAGCUUCGGAUGCAAGGUUGUAUGAUAGUGUAUAAAUCAGCAACUUGUUACAAAGACGAUGGUGUGUUCUCAUCAGAUGUUCAAGUAGUGUAUACAUUACAGAUUGGCACAAAGUAAUGCAUGUGAUUUCAGUGUUAUAAUGGUAUGCACUGUUUUGUUAGAUGGUUUACAUGUUUUUAUUCAGGUCUCAUUUUUGAGCAAGUCUUUAUCUUAAAUAAUUUUGCCUUUGGAAAUAGGUUACAAGUGAGGGUUGCUUUUGGCAGAGUUUGAGGCAGUUGUCACUGUUACCAGUUUUCUUCAGCAGUUUUAACAGACCAUUGAGAAGUGUAUUUUAACUCUAUUAAUAUAUUUGAAAUGUAUGCAUGUUGAAUGAAAUUAUUUCCCUUGAAAUUAAUUCAUGGGUGCAGUUGGUUUCAUUUUCCGUGCUUUGUUUUGGAUUAAACACAACCCCCUAGUUUUCAGCAUCAUGGUAAAACCUUUAAAAUUCCUCUCUGAGAUUUGAAUCUCGUACCUUAAAAUUAACUGAAGCCCCAAAAUUUUAAGCUUUUUGUUUUCCUACCAACUAUAUUUUCAUGGCAGAACCCUUAAACUCUUUUUGGGAAAGAAGUUUGUAAGAAAAUGUAAAGUUAGAAAUAAAAAUAGGGGAAAAUAUGUCUAUUUUAGCUUGAAUGCUGUAUUCCGUUCAGAAAAGUGAAUAUGAACGCAGUGGUAUCAUUUUGUGCACAAAAUUGCAUUUUAAUUUGUACUACUAAAUUGUUUUGUGGUCCUCCUAAGACAGAAUUUGCACAUAUGUAGUCUUUAGUAUGUGCAUCCGAGCAUUUCGUGCCAAGCAAUCUCGGCGCUGAUGUCUCGUAGGAUAUAUAAAAGUAGACCCACAUUUAUAUGUGGGGCUAAGAUAAACAAUUUUAUUAAGACAUACUUUUUGUGAGAAAGAGGUGCCAAAAAAGGAGUUGAUGGUUUUUAAUGGAAUUAUUUAAAAGGGAGGAAAAAGUCUUUCACUGAAAUUCAACAUUAUGAUAAGCACAUCAGUAGGCUAUAGCAGCAUUCUUUUGUGAUGUUUCUAACUGUAUUUUGACAAGUUGUGUGCCUUGGAAAGUACUUUUUUCUUUUCCGGGUAUUCACAACUGUUCUUGCGAAAUACCAAUGCAAACAUACUCAGGUCUACAAUGAUUUGUAUUCUAAAUUUUUACUUCGUAUUUUAAUAGUGGUUUGAAGGGGAACAGAAUCUAUUUAUCUACUUUUUUAUCAAAUGUGCCUUGCUUUGCUGUGAAGCAUAGGAAAGAGUUCUUUAAAUUAUAAAUUCCUGUACUUACAAUAUGGUGGGUGAUGGAUAAAUUUCUCAUUAUUAAAUCAUGCACAUUGAAUAAUAAAAUAACACAGUUUAUGAUGUCUCUGACCAGAGAUGAAAUUUUGUAUGUAUACAGGGUAAGUGUGAAUUGAUUUUUAGUGUUUAGUAUCAGACUUCUCUUAGAAUUAAGGAGAUUGCUGUGUAAAUGUUUGUGGUUGUAAAAAUACUGUGUUCAGGUAUACUUUAAACACACUUCACAAAUCAUGUUUGAACUUUAUGGAAUUGAAAAAGGGUGCAACUUUUUAUAGAACUAUGCAUAAGACGGAAAGUGCGUUUGCAUAUGCACAUAGUUAACCGAAACAUUUCUGUAUUUUUAUGAAUUCUGUAUUUGGAUUAUGGUGAACCCUUAGGGUCAGGGUAAUUUGGGGGCAUUUAUUUAUUCUUAGACAGAUUGAAUUGAAUUUUGUUUGUCAAUCAUAACAAAACCUGUGAAACAUUACGUAAUCUGACUGUAUCAAAUGAGGCAACAGUUUCACAUUUUAGUAAGGUUUAAAUUCCUUGACGUUGCGUCCAUUUUUUCUCUACAAUAAUCGAAAUAGGAGCAUAUGAAAUACAUUGAGACAUGAAAGCAUGAAAGUGUCAUGCGUAUUUUUAAAUUUUAUGUUCUUAACUUGCAGCCUAUCAGUUCCAGGUGUACUGAAAGUCAUCACCAUAUUUCAACCAAAUAUGCCACCGAAAUAGAUUGACCAUUGGACGAAAGUUCAGAGAUAAACAAUUUCUAAUUAUGAACUUAAAACUUCUUGUUUCACUUCAUUACUUUGUGCAGGUUUUGUCAUAGCCAGUUCAUCAAUUCACAUGAUCUUUGUGCAUGCUUAUGCUUAUAUGUGUUAACUUAUUGACACAAUAUUGAUUGCACAAUAAUCCUGGCCAUCUUUAGUAGAAUUUUUAAGUUUAUCUUCCAAUGCAAAAAAAGGGUUUUUUAUACCUUGAACCUUUUUUAGUGUAAGUUUAUGUUAGAAAUAGACAAAAGAUGUUCAAAGCAAUUUUAAAAAGUUACCGGUAAAAUAUUGUAUCUUAGCUGUGCUAAAAAUUCAUAUAAUUCAAUGUAAUCUGUGCUUGCUUUUGAUUUGUCAGUCAUGUAAUGCUUGCCCCACAGGUGCGUGAGUAGUGUAACAUGAAUGGUUUGGUAAAGCGCACCAUUACUAUCAGCUUGUUUUAGAGAUGAAUGAGCAUAUGGCUUCAUUCUUCGUAAAUAACGGUUAUUGGCAAUAAAUGGCAUCAUUUUA
This is a messenger RNA of Acanthaster planci (crown-of-thorns starfish), 4019 nucleotides long. RefSeq names its product alkaline ceramidase 3-like. Gene Ontology annotation, cellular component: endoplasmic reticulum membrane. The record is from RefSeq and is a predicted model, not a curated record. Lineage: Eukaryota; Metazoa; Echinodermata; Asteroidea; Valvatida; Acanthasteridae. Gene Ontology annotation, molecular function: N-acylsphingosine amidohydrolase activity. Gene Ontology annotation, biological process: phytosphingosine biosynthetic process; ceramide metabolic process.